Messenger RNA from Pristis pectinata (smalltooth sawfish), 8212 nucleotides. RefSeq names its product mitogen-activated protein kinase kinase kinase 20-like. Gene Ontology annotation, cellular component: cytoplasm. Bases 665 to 3157 code for a protein of 830 amino acids. Gene Ontology annotation, biological process: protein phosphorylation. Lineage: Eukaryota; Metazoa; Chordata; Chondrichthyes; Rhinopristiformes; Pristidae. The record is from RefSeq and is a predicted model, not a curated record. Gene Ontology annotation, molecular function: protein binding; protein kinase activity; ATP binding. The transcript has 21 exons.
AGUGUUUCAGUUCUUGCAAGUGUAUUUUGUACACUGAGGCAGAAGUAAGGAGGUGGGCGCUCGGGCGCAGUCCUCCCGCUGUUUCGCUCUGCGCCAGUGAUCGCAGCCGCCGGGCACGGCGUGCCGGGCAUUCCUUGGUCAUCGUCCCAGCCUGCGAGCUUGACACCACGUUACCCAGCAGAGGCAAUCGUGUCAGAACAUAAAGGCUGCGGCUGUUCGACUUUUCUGAUGUUGGAAAUGGCCGGUGGCUGAGAGCUAACUUUUCUGGCCGAUGACCUGAGACAACAGCCUUUCUCGCGGGAGGUCUAUUGGAAAAGCCAACACUUGCAUUAAUAUAACGUCAUCCCAAAGCACUUUGCACUGAAGUACCUUUGCAGUGAAGCUCACUUUGUUGAGCGAAAGCAUUACAACUUUGAAGGGAUGAACGCGGUUUGAUCGCAGUUUUUAUAGAUGACGGUCUGAUUAAAGAAACUUUUUUUGUUAUCAAGCCCUCAACACGCGGACACGAACAGCAAAUACAUUUUUUGAAACUAAUAUUAAGAUUCCGGAGUGGUCAUUAUGCAAUGUUGUCCCUCAGUCCAUCAUUUUUACAAAUCAAGUUUGAUGAUUUACAAUUUCAUGAAAAUUGUGGCGGAGGAAGCUUCGGUAGUGUUUACCGAGCAACAUGGUUGUCACAAGGCAAAGAGGUGGCUGUCAAGAAAUUGCUAAAAAUAGAAAAAGAGGCAGAAAUUCUCAGUGUCCUCAGCCACAGAAAUAUUAUUCAGUUCUAUGGAGCUGUCUUAGAGUCACCCAACUACGCCAUAGUCACUGUCUGUGUAAUGAACUAUCUUCUGGGAAAGAGGACCUGCAGAAGCUUGAUUCUGUACACCUAGAAUAUGCUCCUGGGGGUUCAUUAUAUGAAUAUUUGUCCAGUGAUGAAAGUGAGGAAAUGGACAUGGAUCAGAUUAUGACUUGGGCAACUGAUAUUGCCAAAGGUAUGCAUUAUUUACAUAUGGACGCUCCAGUAAAAGUAAUCCAUCGGGACCUCAAAUCGCGAAAUGUGGUGCUUGCUGCAGACAAAAUUUUAAAGAUAUGUGAUUUUGGUGCCUCAAGAUUUCACUCCCAUACGACACACAUGAGCCUGGUGGGGACCUUUCCAUGGAUGGCCCCAGAAGUUAUACAGAGCCUACCUGUGGCUGAAACCUGUGAUACAUACUCCUAUGGUGUGGUUCUUUGGGAAAUGCUGACACGGGAGAUCCCAUUUAAAGGUCUUGAAGGCUUACAGGUGGCCUGGCUAGUGGUGGAAAAAAAUGAGAGGUUGACCAUUCCAAGGGGCUGUCCUGCCAGCUUUGCAGAAAUAUUGCAUCAGUGUUGGGAAACAGAUCCCAAAAAAAGGCCACAUUUUAAGCAGAUUUUGGGGUCUCUCGAGACUAUGUCACAUGACAGCAAACUUCCAGACCAGUGCAACUCCUUUUUGCAGAACAAGGCUCAGUGGAGAUGUGAAAUCGAGGCUACUUUGGAAAGACUAAAGAAACUUGAACGAGAUCUGAGCACAAAAGAACAAGAGCUGAAGGAACGAGAAAGACGCUUGAAAAUGUGGGAGCGAAACCUGCUGGAACAGUCCAGUGCUCCUCUGCUGCCAUCCUUGGAUAUAUAUUCCUGGACAGAGGAAGAUGUGUACUUUUGGAUACAACAAUUGCUCGAUAAAGGUGACACAGAUUGUGACAUGAAAGGCUAUGCUGAACUAUUCAGAAAUCACCACAUCACCGGCCGAAGAUUACUCUUGCUGACAGAACAAGAUAUGAAAGACAUAGGAAUACAAUCCAAAGGACAUAUCAUUCAUUUAAAGACUGAAAUUGAAAAACUGACCCUUGACUACUUGAAUCUUUUUCACUUUCCUCCCUUAAUUAAGGGAGAUGAUUCCGAAGAAGAAGAUGUUGGAGAAAAGAUACUGAAUCUUGAUCUGCUUUUUGGUUAUCAUUUAAAGCCAGGAAAAGGAUGGCAGGAUUCUAAAUGGAAAAUGUAUGUAGAAGUGGAUGGUGAUGAUGUUGCAUUGACCUAUAUCAAGGACGUAACUUUCAACACUAAUAGACAAGACACAGAUGUAAUUAAAAUAACCAAGCCUCCCUAUCUAAUGGAGAAGUGGAUUGUGGGAAUAAGUGAGAACCAGACUGUGGAAUGUAUUGUUACCUAUGAGACUGAGGUCAGAACUCCCAAAACAACCAAGCACAACCACAUUAUUGCACUGGAUACUUUGAUUACCGAAGUUAAGGAGGUGGUGCUAGUUAUCCAGACUGUCUCAACCAAUACAGAAAGCAAGUUUCAGAGCAAGUGCCAGUCAAAUAUUCGUCAACAGUGGUUCAAUGAUUUAAAGUUGAAGAAAAUAUCUACAAGUGACUCUCCACAAUAUUCUGCAGUUUUACCUCCCAACCAUGGCAAUUCCAGUUCCAUUACAUUACCUCAAUAUUUUUUAUUUGCUAAACAAGAUUCUUACGCUGCAGCUGUAAGAAGAGUACAGAGCCCCAGCAGAUAUCAUGUCACUGCUACUAUAGCUCAAUCCAAACGAAGCUCUAGCCCAAUAUCAACAACACCAGGGUUAAGCAGUCGCCUUUCUGCUGUACAUCUGAGCUCUGUGGGAAGCAGUGUAUCCAGUACAACCUCAAGCAUCAAUUUGGAAAGAGACCAGAUUGGUGGUAGACAAAGCAGUGGCUAUCAGAGCAAUGAUUCCAAUGGCUCCUUAUUUAAUAAAAUGACCAGUUCAGAUGGAUUAAAUAACAAUAAUAGAAAAGGGGUUCGUCCCGUGUUCACAUUUGGUAGUGGAACUCAGAACAAGGAAAAGGGACGUGGUAGGGAAAGAAGCAAAAGCUCAUCUCAUGGACAUAACUCUGGGUAUCAGUCAUCAGAAAAGAGAUUUAGUCAGGCAAUUCGUUCUCACCAUGCCAAGUCAUGGGGCCCUGACAGAGGUUCGCAAAAGCAAAUACAACAACUAGAUGUGGAUAAGAGUACAAUCCCAGAGAUAUCAGCUUUUAAUUCCAAGAGCCCAAGAGAAUCAAGUGAGGAUAGGCAAUGCAAACCUAAUGAAGGUGAGUGGAUUAAAGUUGAACGCCACAGAAAACCCAUAAAAAGUGGCUGUUUUAAAGUAUCUAGAGGAAGAGGACGAGGAACAGUUCGCAACUAACUGGACUGAAGAAAUACCAGAAAGAUCAUUUCUGUAAAUUUCAACAAAAAAAAAUAUUUCUAUUUCAGAUUUUUUGUGUGACUUCAAGCCGAUUGGUAUGUCUACUACUGAAGAGUACAGAAGAUUUCAAUAGCAGACAAACCUUUCACUGUACUAAUUUAUAUUGUGUCUAAAUUCAGUGUUAACUAAAUGAAGUCAGUAAAUUUAUGGGAUUCUAUAUCCAUGUGGCUUUAUCUCUAUCCUGACUAGGUUUCAAUGGAAAAUUAAUCCAUUGAUGAUUUAAGUGAGUAUAUCUGAGGCAGUGAGGGUAAGGACAAUCUGUGUGUUUAAUUGAUUGUGCACUGCAAAGAUGACAAUGAUAUGCCACAGAUGCUGCUUGACCCGCUGAGUUUGUCCAGCAGUUUGUUUUUUGCUGAUGGUGGAUAUGUGUGGAUUGAAUAUUGUGUUCAGAGAGGUGUACAUGGGACCAUCCCGUAUAUAUAGUUAGAAGCACUGCCCCAAUUAUGUGAAUCAGGAUGGAUCUGAGUAUACCAGCCUUGACUCUUCUUCUUCUUCUUGACUUCUCUGAUAGCUCUAAGUAAAUAAAGAAACCAAUGCUUUUAUCUGCAAGUCAUUGCCAAAUUACAAAAAAUGAAAGUAUACCAGGAAAAUUGUAUAGUUAGAAUUUCUUAUCAACAUAAAACUUGUAUACUUUUUAUGUAAUUUGGCAGAGAACCCAAAUUAAUAGUGAAAUUAGGUCCUGGAUAUUCCUAAAAGCAUGCAUUACAGGUUAGAUCUCUUCAAAGCUGUAAUGCAAGAAUAUUCCUUUGGCACUAAACCAAGUUCUUGGCAAUUUCCAAACAUUUGUACAAAUAGGGACUCCAAGUGCCAUAAAGCAAUUGGAAACUAUUGACUGGCAGUCAACCUCCAUUUUCGUAGGCAGUACAAGAACUGAGAUGUGUUGGAAGUGUGGAUACCACUCUAUUUCCUACCACUGUUUGACUUCUACAGGAUUAAGGGGAUCAUUAUGCUCCAUUUGCACCCCUCAGGGUUUUUGAAACAUAUAGAUGGGUUUAUAACCUUUUGCAUCUCUUUCUAAAUGUUGUUCCCUGAGUACCCUCCUCUACCCUCCCAACACCAGCACCCCCCCCCCCCCCAAACUGUUCCACAAUCCGAAUGCAAUACAAUCACAAUAAUAUGCAUUCAUUGGCUGGCUUCUCCUGUAAUUUGCUUUUGGAGAGUUAUUUAGUCAAUUUCUGACAAUAUUCAGUAAGAAAAAUUGCUGGAAAUGAAUGAAACGACAGUUGUUACUUCAAAAGAGUAUUACAGUUUACAAUGUACUUCAUGAGUGAAGAUGGUAAGAAAAUAUUUACAUGGCAACAGAAUCCAUACGAAUCUGAAAUGAUUUUAUAUAUAAUACAUUACACAGGAAUAACAAAGAUCACACAUAGAUAUUCAAUGAUGAUAAUAUUUUUAUAGAUUGAGGGUCAAUUCACUUCUUAUUUUGUUGUGAAAGAAAUUCACCCACAAAGUUGCAAUGUAGUCUUCUUGCUUUUAACAUUCAGCAGAUAACUCAUUAAUCUGAGAUACUGAUGAAAGGUCACUGACCUGAAAUGUUCACUUUUACUCUUUCCACAGAUAUUGCCUGGCUUGCUAAGUAUCUCCAAAAUUUUCUGUUUUUGUUACAUAAAGCUGAGAUCCUGCCUGCUUCAAAUGAAUUUAAAUGAUUCCAUAGCCGUAAUUAGAGAAAAGCAGGGAAUACCUAUAAUGUUCCGACCAACAUCCAUCUCUCAGCUCCUGGAUAUGGUAAUGUGAUGGCUACCUUACUGGACUAGCAAUCUAAGUAUCUGGAGUAAUGUUUUGACAAUGCAAGUCUAAUCUCACCAUGGGAGAUGGGGUACUUAAAUUCAGUUCAGAUUUCAAUAAAUUUUAUUGUAAAGCUGGCAUCAGUAGCAAGAGCAUGAAACUGUCAGAUGGUCAUAAACCACCUCUGACUCACCAGUAUCCUUCAGGGAAGGAUACUAGUGAGUCCUGUGGCAUUUGCCUGCUUCAGCCAUCGUGUGACUUUGGACAGAACAAUGUGACUGACUUAACUGCCCUCCAAAAUGAUUUAGCAAGCCACUCAAUGCAUGAGCAAUUGGGAGAAGGCAAAUGUCGUGUAUGAAUUAGGGAAAAAACUAAUGCCAUUAAAAUAUUUAACUGGUUACUUACCUUAGCGAACAUCAUUUGCCUGUAAGGCAUUGUUGUAUACAGUUUGGCUACCAUGCUUGCCUAUGCAACAAUGAAAGCACAGUGAAAAGACUUAACUGAAUAUGAAACACUUUGAACAUGAAAAAUACCAUAAAAUUUAUUGUUUUUUAUUCCUUAUUAAAAUAUUGUAUAACUAGUCUCUGGAUAGGAAGCUGUGACAUUUUCACCAUGUCACCCAGACUGUAUCCUUGAAUGUACUAACAUUAGACAGAUGAACCUUGAGAGUUCUGAUUGGCCUGCUGUUUGUUAAGUGUUCUAUCUCAGUGUGAAGGGGAGGAAGAACUGACAUUAUGUAAUUUACAUCUCUUGGAUCGUGCAACUACAAUUCAAAUGGAUUGGCAAUUAUGUCAAUUGUGUAUUUAGGUCCGGCCUAUCUCAAGCUUCCCAACAAAGAAUAGAUGUCUCAGUUGCAGUAAUUAGCAGGCAUUUCCUGUGCUGCUGACUGUAUGUUUUUGAAUAAAUUCUUAAUGCCAAUACUUUAGGCAUAAUAUGUAGAAAUAUAUGUGAGAGAUAUGGAUAAUUUCUAUGCCAUGCGUCAUUUCAAAUAUAUUUAUGAGGACCAAUAAAUGGCCUUUUUAAGGGUAAUUAAUUAAUUAAGUAAUUGUACAUACAUAGUAUGAAAUAUUGUAUGGAUUUUGCAGGUUUCAGUUAACUCUUUAAGGUAUAUCAUUAUUGUGGUGUAUGGGCCAAGAAACUAUUAGGGCACAGGGGCCAAGAAACUAAUAGGGCACCGGCUAGUGGAAUGGGCAGAUUUAUGACAGAUGAAAUUCAUUGCAGCAAAGUGUAGUUCUUUGUUUUUUAAUAAGGGUUGAUACACUUUGGAAGGAAAAAGAGGAGAGACAAUAGGUGCAAGAACAAGGAAAAGCUUUGAAGAUAAACAUCAGAUUAAUGAAGCAUUUGAGACUGUGGAUUUUAGAGAGUAGUAUCAUGGAACUAGAAAUUGUAAUAGUCGCACAAAUGCAUUGUGCCAGUUAUUCCGGGGCCAUGGAUGAGGGAAUUUCUAACUCUCACAAUAUGGAAUAUGUCAUGCCUGUUUCCUGUACCUUCGGCAUGGUUCUGUACUAUAGGAGCAUGAUGCUUAAGGAGUUGCACAAGAGAUGGCAACUUAUCUGUGGAAUCUCCUUGAAGAAGUAGUCUGUAACAGGAACUGCUUCAAGAAGUAAUGGAGCUACAUCUGAUGAACUCUGACCGGAAAUGAUAGAACAAACUUCGAAGAAAGUGUCUCCAUUUUCACACAAGAUCAGAUUUCAUUGUGGUAGCAAGGUAGACAUCUGGGGCAAGGAUUGAAGUGACCAGAUCCACACACUACCCCCCCCUCCCCACCCCUGCAACCACCACCUACACUACCAGCCAUGAAGGUUUAGCCUGUUGUAUCAGAGAAGAAAUGGUCCAUGAUUGUCUUUCAUUGCACUCUCUGAAACCGGGUCAGUUAACUCUCCCUUUAACUUGCCUUUGGGCAGGCCUCCAUCCUACCAUGAAGGCCCCCUUUCUGGGAUGGGGCCCAUGCUAUUUCAUUUUGUCUAUGGAUUGCAUCAUUACUGCAGUGACAAUAAGUGUCCAUUAGAUGCAGAUUGACACUACUGUUGCAUGUACAGUAGCCUCCACGCAUAGACACCUCAAAUAUAAGUCAGCAAUUCAAUAUUGCAUUAUGCAAAUAUGGAUGUGCCGAUUGUGUUUGGGGACCUUGCACUUCAAUUCAGUUGCAUAAUGCAUAAAAAUAAUAUACAAUGCAAAUGAGCUUCUCUGUCAAAGAGUACAAAAUCUAGGAAGUAUGCUAAACCUAGAUGAAAGACCACUUCAGCCCCAGCUAGGUUAUUGCUUCCAAUUUUAGCUGCCAUAUUUAAGGAAGAGUUUGGGGAGGCUACAGAAAAGAUUUAGUGGUAUGAUUCCCUGGAUUUAAAAAAAACCAUUGCAUGGAAAAACUGGGAUAUUUCUCUUUGAGCAGCAAUGAUUGUACAUGCCACAGAUAUGACCCACACUCUAUUCCUGCACUGAGGCAGUCACCCAAGACAUCUUCCAUUUCAACUGGGGAUCCAAAAUACAUGAUUUUCCUGUAAAAAAAAAUUAUUUACCUUUGUGUGUGACUGCAUAAACUCUAAAUAACUCAAAACACCAAAUGCUGAAUGUCCUUAAAGCCCUGCAGAAGGUGAUGGUGGAUCCUGUUGGAUGGUUUCUUCAUCAUUUUGCUAAAGUGAUAUGGCAGAAUGCCUCAUUGCCAAAACUCUUAAAUAAGGACCAAGAACUUGCCUGGUUGGAGAGGAGAAGGCUGUUCCUGUCAGAUCUUUCAUGCAAAGUUAGAAUCUCAAUCCUGCUGCAUGCUACACUCAAGGUGGCUGCAGUCAGGAUGAGACUACCAUCUAUCUCCUGGAUUGUAUCUUUGCUAAGAAGGUCUGGAAAAGAAUGCAGUAGUCUUUGUUGACGUUCCUCCUGAGCAGCUGUGCAACACAGGAUCCUGUGCUCUAGGGCUGUUCCCAGAGACACAAUAUCGAUCUCUGCUGCAAGACCAUCUCCUCAGAGAAGUUGCACUUUGUUCACCACAAAAUUUGUUUUCCAGUGCAGGGAGUUAUCCACAACAACAUUCCAAAGUGCAGGACGGACUGAAGACAGUUUUCUGAGGGACAGACUGAAGUUUGGUACAAUCACUGCAGUGAUGCUAUGGGGAAAGGCCACAAUAUGGAGUCCUCCCAGCACCAAGACACUGAGAGACUGGGUCCUGUGUAGUAACCUCUCAAGCAAACCUCUGCUGGAAUAUUUGGGACUAAAAAAAAAUUAUGUCAUGUUAAUGUAGUGUAAAAAUUGUAAAUGAAUGUCAUGACAUGUUUGAUA